Messenger RNA from Kalmanozyma brasiliensis GHG001, 3363 nucleotides. RefSeq names its product Methyltransferase type 11. The transcript is spliced from 2 exons. Gene Ontology annotation, molecular function: tRNA binding. NCBI's taxonomy places the organism in Eukaryota, Fungi, Basidiomycota, Ustilaginomycetes, Ustilaginales. Gene Ontology annotation, biological process: tRNA wobble uridine modification. The record is from RefSeq and is a predicted model, not a curated record. Gene Ontology annotation, cellular component: cytoplasm; nucleus. Bases 1 to 3363 code for a protein of 1120 amino acids.
AUGUCAUCUGAUCCGGUCACGGGCAGCCUAGCUACUGCAGGCGAGUCAGCAGCCGAAGCCUCGACCUCGGCCCUCCCGACCACCUCAUCAACAGCUACGGAAGCGCCGACAGCGGGACCGUCGCUCUUUGACCCUCUAUUCGAGGCCAAGAAUAGCCUCAACCACCAAUCGGAAGCAUCCACUCAGCUGCACCCACUCAACUCGGCGCUCCAGUCUCUCUACUCGGCUUCGACUUCCGACGGCCGACUGUCUCGUGACCAGUAUCGUCAACUUAUCGCUCAGAUCCGACACUCUCUCUCGCAGUUUGCAGCGACGAAUCCUGCUCUCAAGUCACAGCAGUCCUCAUACUCAGCACAACAAGCUGUAUCAGACCCAACCGCAUCGAAUCAGCUGCGGCGAUACAUCUCGCUGCUGACAGAGACGUCGACGCACACUGCCGCACUUGCGCAUUCCAUUGCUCCGAUCAAGUCGGCCGAUCGUCCAACCAACAGCGCAGCCACUCGGCCCAGCGCGUCACUGUCAUUUCCGCGGCAGCUUCAAACGGGCGUCUUCUUGCCAAGCACAGUCGAGCAACCAACCUCGAGCUGGGAGGCGGCGCUGCAAACUUUGGCGGCUCUGUGCGAAACCCUCGACAGCACAGCAAAGUCUCUCGGUCUCGAGACCUUCUCUGAGCCAUCACCAGAUGCAGCAGCGCCUACGAGAUCGUCACCCAGCGAUGUUCUAACUCACACGCUGACAUUGGGAGCAAAGAUUCUCGUCAUCGAUAUCGAGCUGCACGUCGUCAAGGACAGCGCGCUCGGAGGAUUCCGUCCGAAAGCAAAGCUCAAGCUCUCUUACGCAACCGACUCGCCAGAUCCGCAACACGCUCGCGAUCCUCGACUUGGCGCCGUCCUCGAGCGUGAUGUCCAACUGAUCGCGGAUAAGCUCUUCGGACCUGCAGCAUCGAGCGCACUCCAACAAGACAGGACCGUGGUCGCUCGAGCGUUAACAAAUUGGACGAGCAAUCUCAAUGAGCUGCUGGUUCUCGACGACCUCGAGGCCAGGGCAAGCGAGGCCGCCUCCGAAGGCUCAAGAUCCACCGACCUCUUCGCCGCUAUGCAGAACCUCUCCGUCGCUGCGAAACGCGUGUCCGACGCUGAAGCUGCUUCAUCCUCCGCAAGCAUGCUGGACGGCGGACACGGUGUGCAUAAGCUGCACGAGUCGAGACCGUUCCUACACGCUGUCUUUGCGCACGAUCCAACGUCGAAGCAGGACUACACGCUGUCGCUCGGCGUCCAGGCUUUGGACCUUCCCACUGCCGAGCAGACGCUUGCUUAUGCGACCACGCCAUCAUUCCCUCUGUCACAGGCCGCGCAGGAUCUCUUGAGCGCGUCCGCCGCCUCCGACCCAGCCAAGCACCUCGGCUCUGUACCGUCUCCGGUCGACGCAAAGAAACGCAUCCCUUUGCACUUUAUCGUGCGGCUCGACCCGCCUGUGGUGGUCUCGAGGCCAACAGCGGCCAAGCUCGCGUCGAUCUGCAACCUCAAGCAAACUCCUCCCCACAAUACCGCCGCUGCGCCAGCAGCUCCAUCAGGCGCAACGUGGUUCGAAGACGUACUUGCCGCAUCGUGGUCUCAGCGCGCUUCGCAGGAUGCACGCAGACCCACGCGAUGCACCUUCACACUGGCACAGACCAUCGAGAGCGUCCGCAGCACCCAGGAGCAAGGGCUGGUGAUCGAUUCGCUGCCUCUUCUCUCCCCUGCAUCGGGUAUCGAUGCCAUGGACGAGAGCGAUGCCACACGCAAAGGAGGGUCGACUCUGGCUCGGCUCUUUGCCGCAAUCGAGGUGCUGAGGGACGAAGUCAAGGUGACGGAGCUCAUGCACUCGGCGAUCGCUACCAGUGAAACGACUGCAGAAGUCGCCAAUGGCAAGGCAGAUGAUCUGUCGCUCGACGAUCUCCUCUCCUCUGGAUCGAAUGGUGCUGGCAGCAAGAUUCCCGUGACGCUUGCUUUCCACACACCGAUCCAAGGCGCGACAGACGAGUCGCAACAGAACCUCAGCCUUCGGCUCGCCUUCCGGGUGCUGGCGGACACUGGCGCCACCGUCGCCUUCGACGCGACCAUCUCGCCCUCCAAGCGCACAUCCGAGUCGGGGUGGCUGCUCUCCGCUGUCGCUCGACCCGAGUCGUCGGACAAAGAAGCCCGUCUCGACAGCGAUUCCCCUGAGGCACAGAGCAUCAUCGCCAAACUGACCGACCUGUCCUCGCUAGAAGACGUGGUCAUCGGCCUCGUUGAUUGGGCGGCACAGUCACUCAGUCUCAACCUGCAGAAGCCAACAGCGCAGGAGAAUGGCUUCAACCCGCUGGAUUACGAGCAGCAGAACGUCCAUGCGAUCUACGAGACGAUCGCGCCGCAUUUCAGCAAUACGCGAUACAAACCGUGGCCAUUGAUCCCGGCAUUCCUGUCGACCGUCCCGCCAGGCAGCCUGGGUGCGGAUCUAGGUUGUGGGAAUGGCAAGUAUCUUCCCAUCCGAUCCAUCCUCACUUCGGGCGGGGACGGGGAGAACAGCCUUCUGACACUCGGUGUCGACCGCUCGAGCAACCUAGUUGGGCUGGCGCAACACAACUUUCCAUCGGCACAGCCGAACGCGAGACACGAAGUGACGGUGGGUGACGCGCUCGCCUGCUCUCUUCGGGCAGGUGUUUUCGAUUACGCCAUCAGCAUUGCCACUAUCCAUCAUUUCAGCACGCGCGAGCGGCGCAUGGCGAGUGUGCAGGAGCUCAUCCGACUGCUCGCGCCCUCUGACGCCGCCAGCAGCGAUUCUACUGGAGGAGCGAGUAGCGAUCCACGGAUGACCGGCAGUGGUACCGGUCGAUUUCUGAUCUUCGUCUGGGCGCUCGAGCAGGGCGACGAAGGCAAACGUCAAUUUCAGGGCACCGGUGGGAAGGAGAUCGACGAUCCGAAUCACAGCAAGAGCAAAGACCGCUUGGUGUCGUACAGCUCCUUGGGGGAGGAGCAGGAUGUGUUGGUGCCUUGGGUGUUGUCCAAACCGAAACCGCCGAAGGCGAAGGGAGCGCCGGCGGCCAAGGCGAAGAGGAAGGACAAGAUUUCGAGCGCAGAGGAGAUCCAGACGGGACUCGAGAAGCUCGACGUCAACCCGCCCGCGCCCGAGAAAAAGGUGGAAGAAGAGAGACCCGUGUACAACCGCUACUACCACAUGUUUUGCGCGGGCGAGCUCGAGACGCUUGUCGCGGAGGCGGCGGCUAGUAUGCCGGCUGUACACCGACGUGGUGGUGCCCUCGAAAAGGUGCGGGUGGUGAGGGAAUGCGGUGGAUGGGAGAGGGGCAAUUGGUGGGGCGUGUGGCAGGUCAGGUGGGCCGAGUGA